UUUCAAGACUGCUGAUGCACGUAUUAUGGAGGUACUAUGCUAGUGUAGCGUCAAAAGUAUGCAUAUUUAAUGUUUGUACUUGUUUGUAGAAACGAUAUAACGUGUCGUAUAUUAGACAAAGUUAGCGUAUAACGUUAUGGCUUUACUUAGCAACUAAACGUUUAGCCUGCAACUAGCUUUAGCUAACACUCUAUGAAAAGAAUGAAUGCAAAAUGGCUUUUUUCUGGCAUUUUAGUUUCUAAAACGUUUGACAAUGAAGAUAAUGUUAUAAGACGGUCAUUUGGUUGAGCGCGUGUGACAGUGUCACAGCUAAACAUACAGCUAAACAGCUAACAUACUUUUAUUUUGAAAACGGGAAACAGCAGGCACAAAUGGUGAUCAGCUGACUGAAAUGUUGACAAAGCUAGUUGGCUGACACCGGUGGAGGAAGCAAGAAACAUUUCUGAUCAUGUUGGCGACGAACUUUGCUGAAAUAUCCGAUGAAUACUUCACGAUGACCUGAUAUAUUGUAUUAUAGACGUCUUUUCGCUUGUGUGUCUGCACAACUUUUUUUUUUACACACAAGUAGACCACAGGUUUUUGCCUAACCUGCGAUCCAUGAAAAAGGUGAACAAGAAGACCCCAAUAGAAACUUUACUGCCGUCAGUAUGGACACCCAGAACGAGAGCAGAAGGCUGCUGGAUGCGGAGGGUGGCGAUGAGGACCUUACAGGACUCAUGUCUGAGCAAGAUGCUUAUCUGAGUAAAGUGAAAAACAGGAAUCUGUACUUGGCAACGUUUGCGUCUGUUCUGGGUCCCAUGAGCUUCGGAUUCGUGUUGGGAUACAGCUCCCCUGCCAUCCCAGAACUUACCAGUAUCAGUGACCCUCGGCUGCGGCUAAAUGCUAACCAGGCCUCCUGGUUUGGGUCCAUAGUGACGGUGGGGGCGGCGGCCGGCGGCCUGCUGGGCGGAUGGAUGGUGGAGAAGAUCGGUCGGAAGCUCAGUCUGAUGUUUUGCUCGCUGCCGUUCGUCUUUGGAUUCACUAUGAUCAUCGCAGCACAGAACGUGUGGAUGCUGUACAUCGGCAGAGUGCUCACCGGCCUCGCCAGCGGGGUCACAUCACUGGUGGUCCCGCUUUAUAUCUCUGAGAUGGCCCAUGAGCGGGUACGCGGGACUUUAGGCUCCUGUGUGCAGCUCAUGGUGGUGCUCGGCAUCAUGGGAGUGUAUCUCGCAGGUCUUUACCUAGACUGGCGUUGGCUGGCAAUCUGCAGCUCCAUCCCGCCUACGCUGCUGAUGGUGUGCAUGUGCUUCAUGCCAGAGACGCCCCGCUUCCUUCUGUCACAGGGCAAGAGGCGGGAGGCCGAGGAGGCGCUGCGUUUCCUGCGAGGUCCAGACGCCCCCGUCGAAUGGGAGUGCGCCCGCAUAGAGGACGCCUGUAAUGAGGAAGACUCUAGAUUCCAAAUGUCCGACCUGAAAGACCCUGGAGUCUACAAGCCUCUGAUGAUUGGGAUCAUGUUGAUGAUAUUUCAGCAGAUGACAGGAAUCAACGCCAUCAUGUUCUACGCGGAGAACAUAUUUGAACAGGCACAUUUUAAGGAGAGUGACCUGGCGUCAGUGAUCGUGGGUCUGAUUCAGGUCGUCUUUACGGGAGUGGCCGCGCUGAUCAUGGACAGAGCUGGAAGGAAAAUUCUUCUCAUCAUCUCAGGUGUUGCCAUGGCGAUCAGCACCACAGCGUUUGGGGUUUACUUCUACCUGAUGUCUAAAAACCACCCCCCCACACUGUCAGUCUUGGUGCUUGACAUCCAGAGCCAGGCGGGUGAGGAGCCCAAUGCUGAGCUGGCCUGGCUUGCCCUGGCCAGCUUGGCCAUCUUCAUCACAGGUUUUGCUCUCGGUUGGGGUCCCAUCCCGUGGCUGAUCAUGUCGGAGAUUUUCCCUUACAAAGUUAGGGGGGUGGCCAGCGCUGUGUGCGUCCUCACCAACUGGAGCAUGGCUUUCAUCAUCACUAAAAACUUCCAAGACAUGAUGAGUCUUCUAAGCAGUGCAGGAACCUUCUGGCUGUUCGCCUCCAUGUGCACCGCCAAUGUCAUCUUCACCAUCAUCUUCAUCCCAGAGACAAAGGGCAAGACACUGGAGCAGAUCGAAGCCAUCUUCAGAGGGACGUCAGGUCCAUAAAGGCCCUCCUGCAGAAAGACAUUGCACAUGACAUAAACUGAAAUGUCUUUAACUUUCUGAACUGAGUGGUCCUCGGGACUCUGCGCGGGAAUUUAAAAAAAUAAUUUUCAGUCAGUAAGAUUCAAAGUUAAAUUCAUACAAUGAUUUUGUUCAAGGAUGUAUUGGAAAGUUGUUAUAACAACUGAUAUACGUAUGAUAUAUUGCCCAACACACUUCCAUUAGGAGCAACGUGUUGCAGUUUCAAAAGUGAUCCAAAACACCCGACCACAAAUGUGGAACCAUAUUCAACUUGACAACACAUGCGCAGCAUUUAGAAAACAUUCACCGACUUGACGGAACAUGCGCAGCGUUUACUAAAAGUAAAUGCAAAACACUGCAAAUAAAAAAACGCUGCUUCCUUUUUGUUUUCAAUUUCUUGCAUUGUUUCAGUUUUGCACCAUUUUAGGGAACCCUGCGUAUGUUGUGUGAAGUUGGUGAAUAUUUUCAAAUGCUGUGCAUGUGUUGUCAAAUUGAUAAAGAUGUUUCUUCAUUUGCAUGAGUGUUGGCACAUUAGUAUGUUAAUAUUAACAUUGAUUUUGAAAGUGCAGUGCUUUUCUCCUAAUGUAGGUGUUUUGGGCCGAUUUGGCGCAUUUGCACAGGUUGGCCGCUCUACAAUGUUUUACAUAUUGCUUUCUAAAGGUGUUUUUUUAACUACAUUCAACAGAUUUGUACUACAUGUGGUGUCUUGAUGUACUACAUUGUGUCAAAUUUUACAUAAUUUGGAGUUUUAAGAUAAUGUGUUGGUUUUAUUGAAAUGAUUCCUCUGUCUGAGAUCAGUUUUGCAAGGUGUGGUUUAUGGUUGAACUGUAUUGACUUUUAAUGAAGGCUUUUUCUGAUAUUUUGUACAUAUAAGUGAGGCGAGACUAAACUAAACUCAUCUCUAAGCGGUUUACCAAUCGCAACAGAGCCGGCCAGCUAACCAAUCUGAGCAGACUCUGGUUUCAGAAACGUUAGUGCACUGAUGAUUUAGGAGGCCAAUGCUUUAUGUGACUGGAGUCUGACUGUUGUAACUGUUUUCAAAACAUCUAUCAACAACACUGCAAACUGUGAACUCUGUGUUUUCAGUCAAUUCUGUAAUAAUCAGCUCUUUUUUGUAAAUUAAAUGUUUUACACUUUC
Molecule: messenger RNA, 3306 nt
Organism: Eleginops maclovinus (Patagonian blennie)
Lineage: Eukaryota; Metazoa; Chordata; Actinopteri; Perciformes; Eleginopidae
Gene: slc2a8
Product: solute carrier family 2 member 8
Exons: 10
Coding region: 648-2150 (500 amino acids)
Biological process (GO): D-glucose transmembrane transport
Cellular component (GO): membrane
Source: RefSeq, a predicted model, not a curated record